UUUGUGUUUAUCCUAAUAAAAAGGUACAAUCCAUUUUUUUGUUUGAAUGCGUAGACAUUUGUUUAGCCUGCAGAGCAAAACAGGAAGUUGAGGGAAGACGAAUGCUGCGAACUUUGGAUGAUUGGUUAUUGAAGCAAGCUAACAUCACCCAACACUGGAAUUUGAGGCAGCCGUAGAGGGAAUUGAAACUGAUGGCAAAAGCCAGUGAGAGAAGGAAAAAAGAGAUCGCGCCAGGCAGCGUGAUGAAAGCUGUAAUUAGACCCGGUGGUGGUUCAGCACAUCCUCAAGAGGGAGACCAGAUUCUAUUCCACUGCACAACACGAACUGAAAAUGGGGUCGUUGUUGAUUCCACAAGGUCAGAGUGUGGGGGUCGUGGCUUUCCAAAAAGGUUGGUUUUGGGGAAGAGCAAAAUGAUUUGUGGCUGGGAAGAGGGCAUACCUUCAAUGCUGAAGGGCGAGGUUGCCAUGUUAAGAAUAAAGUCAGAGCUGCACUAUGGGGAUGAGAAUUGUCCAGUUGAAGUUCCUGAAAACUAUCCAGUGAGUGAAGAGCUUCUUUUUGAGAUUGAACUACUAGACUUCUUUAAGGUCAAGAUUAUAAGUGAUGACUUGGGCGUUACCAAGCAGGUUUUGAUUGAAGGUGAAGGGUGGGAGACAGCUCGAGAGCCAUAUGAGGUCAAAGCCUGGAUAACAGCAAGAACCCUUGAUAAUCAAGAAAUAUUAUCUUUCAAAGAAGGCGAACCUUUACACUUUACAUUUGGGAAGAAAGAGGUGCCUGAAGGAUUAGAAAGGGGCGUUGGAGCUAUGACCAGGAAGGAGAAGGCAAUUAUUUAUGUUAAUGGUUCUUACCUAACUGCAGCUUCCUGCAUGCCAUCAUUAGAAAAAAUUUCUGAAGAGGUUCUGUUUGAAGUAGAAAUUGUUCAAAUUAUCCAGGUGCGUGAUAUGGUUGGGGAUGGCCGUCUAAUAAAACGGCGCAUUAAAGAUGGAAAAGGUGAAUUUCCAAUGGAUUGUCCACUCCAAGACAGUUUACUAUAUAUUCAUUACAAAGGUAUGCUACCUGAUGAAGGUGGCAAAGUGUUUUAUGAUACACAUGUUAAUGGGAAUGGAGAACCAUUAGAGUUUAGAUCAGGUGAAGGCAUGGUACCAGAAGGCUUGGAAAUGUGCAUACGACUUAUGCUUCCCAAUGAGAUUGCUCUUGUCUCUAGCACGCCAGAUUAUGCCUAUGACAAAUUUCCACGGCCUGAGAAUGUUCCAGAAGGAGCUAAUAUACAAUGGGAAGUCGAGUUGCUUAAAUUUGAAACACCAAAGGACUGGACAGGCAUGAACUUCACGCAGAUAAUGGAUGAAACUGAGAAAAUAAAAAGCACUGGAAAUAGACUUUUCAAAGAAGGAAAGUAUGAGCUUGCUAAGGCCAAAUAUGAAAAGGUGCUGAAGGACUUCAACCAUGUGAAUCCACAAGAUAACGACGAAGGAAAAAUAUUUGUUCAAACAAGGAGUUCCCUGCAUUUAAAUGUAGCAGCAUGCUAUCAGAAGAUCGGUGAAUACAAAAAAGCUUUAGAAUCAUGCAAUAAGGUACUGGGAGAAAACCCCGGACAUGUAAAAGCUUUGUAUCGACGCGGCAUUGCUUAUAUGGCAUGUGGAGAUUUUGAUGAAGCGCGCAAAGAUUUUAACAUGAUGGUAAACAUUGACAAAUCUUCAGAGCCUGAUGCAACUGCUGCCCUAAAUAAACUUAGGCACAGGGAACAGGAAGUAGAAGAACAACAAAGAAAGCAAUUCAAGGGCCUCUUUGAUAAAAAGCCAGGGGAAAUUUCCAAGGAAGAGAACAAUGAUCAAGAGCAACAGGAGGCUUCUAUUCAAGAUUCUAAAGAUGUGGCUGCUGAAAAAUCAGAUGAAUUGGAAAACCAUGAACCUCAAGAGACACCUCAAUUUCAAUAUCAAUUUGCAAAGCAGGAGACGUUCACAAGGUUUUGGACUCAUGGUAGAAACAUUAUGAGGCGCCUAGGAUUAUCAAAAUGCACUAUUCUAUGAAAUUUUUAUUUUUAGAUACAGGAAAAUAAAAGCAUUUGUAGCUGAACACAUGUAAUUGAAUUUGGUGCCCUAUUAAGAAAUUAUUUUUCUAUGUACACAUACAUGUGAUAACGUAAGCAUUCAAAUGUGGAUCAUAUCUAUUUUAGGCCAAUUUCUCUUAGAAGUAAAUCAUGUUCGGACCGAAAAUGUUAAGUUGAUUCAAGAAAUAACAACUUACUCUUUUAUAAAGAA
Messenger RNA from Cryptomeria japonica (Japanese cedar), 2255 nucleotides. RefSeq names its product peptidyl-prolyl cis-trans isomerase PASTICCINO1. The coding region runs from base 192 to 2024 and encodes 610 amino acids. NCBI's taxonomy places the organism in Eukaryota, Viridiplantae, Streptophyta, Pinopsida, Cupressales, Cupressaceae. The record is from RefSeq and is a predicted model, not a curated record. The transcript is spliced from 20 exons. Gene Ontology annotation, molecular function: peptidyl-prolyl cis-trans isomerase activity; protein binding.